Messenger RNA from Paralichthys olivaceus (Japanese flounder), 1188 nucleotides. The record is from RefSeq and is a predicted model, not a curated record. Lineage: Eukaryota; Metazoa; Chordata; Actinopteri; Pleuronectiformes; Paralichthyidae.
UGUCUCUGCUGACAUUUGGCCCCUUACUCACUCACUCACUUACUCAUUCACUCAUUCACUCACUCAGCCUCAUGUCAGGCCGCAGAGUCGGCUUCUGUCUCAGCGACAAGAAACGCAGGAGGAUGAACCUGGACGCAUUUGCAGAGUUCUGUGCGGUCCAUGGAGUGGAAGUGGUGGAGAUUGACCUCACUCAGCCGCUGAUACCCCAGGGACCUUUCAAUGUCAUCGUUCACAAGUUGUCUGAUGUCAUCGUGGAGGCUGAGCACGACAGCCAAUCACAGCAGCUGCUCAACAACUUCCAGAGCUAUGUGUCGACUCAUCCUGGUACAGUUCUUCUGGACCCUCUGCCUGCGAUGAGCCGGCUCCUGGACAGAUUUGCCUCUUACAGGAUUAUGAGCGAGCUGCACAACUCACUCCGAGACUGGCAUAUCUGCAGUCCUCCUUACCUAGAGGUCCCCAGUGCCGCUGACCUGUCGUCCAUCAAACAGGCUGUGACGGCUCAGGGCCUCAGCUUUCCUCUCAUCUGCAAAACUAGAGUGGCACAUGGCUCACUUUCCCAUGAGAUGUCUCUGAUCUUCAGUGCCAGCAGUCUGGCUGAUAUCCAUCCUCCCUGUGUGCUCCAGAGCUUCGUCAACCAUGGAGCGGUUCUGCACAAGGUCUUCGUGGUGGGAGACAAACACUUCUGCGUAGAGAGACCCUCCCUAAAGAACUUCCCCUCAGGUCCCUGUGACAGGAAAACCAUCUUCUUCAACAGCCACCAGGUGUCCAAGCCAGAGUCAAGCUCCGAUCUCACAGCUCUGGACGAGCAGAUGCCGUGCCUGCCUCCUCUCAGCUCCCAGGCCGUGGCCACGCUGGUCAGAGAGCUCCAGGUUCAGCUGGGCAUGGCCCUGUUCGGCGUGGACAUCAUCAUCAACAUACACACACACACCCUGACUGUCAUCGACAUCAACAUCUUCCCAGGGUACGAGGGAGUGCCACAGUUUUUCUCCUCCUUGCUCAGCCACAUCAAGACAGUGUUAGACAAACAGACCUCCGCCUGCCCCCGGGCCACCAGCUCUCCUCAGACAACACAGACUGCAGGUGGUUCCUCUGCCGGCCUUUAAACUGCCUUGGGAGCAGAUCUUCAUGUGUGAGAUCAAACAAAAGUCACCGGCACAAGCUUUCUUCUUUUUUUUUUUUUGGUGUUUA